Messenger RNA from Aspergillus aculeatinus CBS 121060, 937 nucleotides. RefSeq names its product copper acquisition factor BIM1-like domain-containing protein. The transcript is spliced from 3 exons. Lineage: Eukaryota; Fungi; Ascomycota; Eurotiomycetes; Eurotiales; Aspergillaceae. Bases 206 to 937 code for a protein of 243 amino acids. The record is from RefSeq and is a predicted model, not a curated record.
GCUUGUGUUUCAAUGAUUCUCAUUCCUGCUCCCGAACUGAACUGCUUCCUUCAGUCGCUGGGACUGAAACCUUCGGAAAAGCUGCUGGCAAGCUUUGACUGGAGCGUAUAGAUCUCUUGGUCUGCAGUUGUUUGCCGCUUCGCUCACUUCUCCUCCUUUCUGAGCUUGGCGCCCCCUCGCGGCUCGCACCCCCAACUGAGACAAAAUGAAUGCCUUCCAGAUGUCGAUAUCGCGGUGUAUCGUAGCGAUCACGCUGCUCUCGCUCAGUCUGGUGAACGCCCACAGUAUCAUCACCUAUCCCGGUUAUCGUGGCAACAACCUGCACACCAACGGCACGGUGCAGCAGACGAACGGAUUGGGUGUUGGAUGGGAGAACGGCUCAUACGUCUAUCCCUAUGGGAUGCAAUGGAUCUACCCGUGUGGUGGGAUGCCUACGUCGACGAACCGUACCAAAUGGCCCGUCAACGGAGGCGCGAUCGCUCUUCAGCCCGGCUGGUUCCAGGGUCACUCGACGGCCUUCAUGUAUAUCAACAUGGGCCUGGGGACGGUCCCUGACAACAUGAGUCUUCCGAUGGUCCCCGUCUUCGAGAUCACGGGCCCCAGCAACAACCCGUACCCGGGCACGAUCUGUCUGCCGCAGGUGCCCUUGCCAGCCGAUAUCAGCCCCAAGGUGGGCGACAACGCCACCAUCCAAAUUGUCGAGGUGGCCAAACACGGCGCAUCUCUGUACGAUUGCGUGGAUAUCACCUUUGCCGAAGACGACGAGGUCGCCGAGGUGACCAAGGACAACUGCUUCAACUCGUCGGACAUCGGAUUCAAAUAUGUCUUCGCCUCGAGCUCAUUAACGGCGACUAGCGUCGCCCCACUGCAUGGCCCUAGCCAGGCGCCAAUCGUCUCGGUGCUGCUGGCGAUGGCCCUGGGAGCAUGGAUCUUAUAA